GCCUUGCUUCCUCGUAACACUGAAACACCAUUGACUGUUUUGCUUAUCAAUUACUAUCACUAUUAAUGGCAGUUCUUAGUUCUGGAGAAUUCCUUGGGGCAUUUCUUGUUUUCGUUGUAAUCCACUACUGGAGGCUCAACAGACACACCCCAAUUGCUAAGUGGCCCAUUCUUGGCAUGUUACCUGGUGUAUUCCUCAACAUGCCCACCAUCUUUGAUUAUAUAACUUCUGUUUUGAAACGUGAAGGAGGCACUUUCAUGUUUGAAGGACCAUGCCUAUCAAACAUGAACAUAAUGUUUACCAGCGACCCAAUGAAUGUGCAACACAUCACCAGCACAAAAUUUCAAAACUAUGGGAAAGGGAAUGAUUUUAGAGAGAUUUUUGAAAUUCUGGGAGAUGGGAUUUUCAGGUCCGAUUCCCAGUUAUGGAAUUAUAACAGAACUAUACUUCAUUCAGUUUUUAGGAAGGCAAGUUUUCAGUUGUUUGUUCACCAAACAAUCAUGAACAAGAUUGAGAGUUGUCUACUUCCAUUUCUUGAUCGUGGAUGGAAAGAAGGAAUGGAAGUGGACCUGCAAGAUGUAUUCCAAAGGUUAACCUUUGACAACAUCUGUUCCAUUGUUUUAGGAUUUGAUCCGAAUUGCCUUUCCAUGGAAUUCCCAGAAGUUGCAUGUGAGAAAGCCUUCACUGAAGCUGAGGAUGCUCUGCUCUACCGACAUUUCAGGCCAAAAUGUUUAUGGAAGCUGAUGAAAUGGCUUCAUGUUGGAAAAGAGAAGAAGCUGGAAGAAAGCCAGAAAAUUGUUGACCAAAUGUUGUAUACAGAAAUCAGAUCCAAGUGCAAAGUGCAAGGCGAAAGCAAUAACAGUAGCACCCCGGUAGAUGAGUCACAGUUUAGCUUGCUAAAUGUUCUAAUAAAUGAAGUAGGAAAGGGAAAAGCAGAUGACAACUUUCUGAGAGACACAGCAAUAAAUCUCCUUGCAGCUGGGAGAGACACCAUUAGUUCAGGUCUCAGUUGGUUUUUCUGGCUGGUGGCAACACACCCAUCUGUAGAAUCUAAGAUUCUUGAAGAGAUCCGAAAAAAUUUACCAGCAAGAGAAGGUAAUUGGAAGAAUUUAGGCGUGGAAUCGAUUAGCAGGUUAACUUACCUCCAUGCAGCAAUAAGUGAAGCAUUAAGGCUUUAUCCUCCAAUACCAAUUGAGCACAAGUGUGCCUUAAAAUCUGAUAUGCUUCCUAGUGGUCAUUGGAUAAAUUCAAAUACCAUGAUACUAUAUUCUCUAUACACCAUGGGAAGAGCAGAGGAAAUAUGGGGAGAAGAUUGCUUGAAGUUUAUACCAGAGAGGUGGAUUUCUAAGCAAGGAGGGAUUAUUCACAUACCCUCUUACAAGUUCAUUGCAUUCAACGCAGGACCAAGAAGUUGUUUGGGUAAGGACAUAAGCUACACUGAGAUGAAGAUGGUUGCUGUUUCUAUAUUAUCGAAUUAUCAUGUCCACUUGGUGGAAGGCCAAAUAAUAUCCCCAAGAGUUUCCAUUGUCCUUCAUAUGAAACAUGGCUUGAAGGUUAGAGUAACAAAAAGAAGCUUCUGUGACUUAGGGAUCUAAGUUAACCGAUUGUGUUCGCCUUCUACAUGUAAGGUUUAUUAAAAAUGUUGAAGUUUAGCAAUUUGGAUGUUCGGGUGUCCUGUGUGUUUGUGUUCAUUGUUCUUCCUUUUCCACAAUGUUAGUGUAUAAAUAGAUAUCAAUAAUUUAUUAGUAGUUUUAUGUUUGUGUUGAAGAUGGUUGCUGUUUCUAUAUUAUCGAAUUAUCAUGUCCACUUGGUGGAAGGCCACACAAUAUCCCCCGGAGUUUCCAUUGUCCUUCAUAUGAAACAUGGCUUGAAGGUUAGAGUAACAAAAAGAAGCUUCUGUGGUCAAGAGAUCUAUGUUAUAGUAACUGAUUGUGUUCGGCUUCUACAUGUAACGUUUAUUAGAAAUGUUGAAGUUUAGCAAUUUGGAUGUUCAGGUCUACUGUGUGUUCAUGCUCAUUUGUUGUUCCUUUUCCACAAUGUUAGUGUAUAAAUAAAUAUCAAUAAUUUAUAAGUA
Glycine soja is the source of this 2074-nucleotide messenger RNA. RefSeq names its product alkane hydroxylase MAH1-like. The record is from RefSeq and is a predicted model, not a curated record. Lineage: Eukaryota; Viridiplantae; Streptophyta; Magnoliopsida; Fabales; Fabaceae. The coding region runs from base 66 to 1595 and encodes 509 amino acids. The transcript has a single exon. Gene Ontology annotation, molecular function: monooxygenase activity; oxidoreductase activity, acting on paired donors, with incorporation or reduction of molecular oxygen; heme binding.